This is a messenger RNA of Centruroides sculpturatus (bark scorpion), 2202 nucleotides long. RefSeq names its product gustatory receptor for sugar taste 64e-like. Gene Ontology annotation, biological process: sensory perception of taste. Lineage: Eukaryota; Metazoa; Arthropoda; Arachnida; Scorpiones; Buthidae. The record is from RefSeq and is a predicted model, not a curated record. The transcript has 4 exons. Bases 15 to 1274 code for a protein of 419 amino acids. Gene Ontology annotation, cellular component: membrane.
CUCCGAUCGGCAAAAUGAAAGCUAAAAUUUUAGAACUUGCGGUGCAGUCGAGUUGCCCCGAAAAAGAUUGCCUGAAAUGUUUCGAAUGUCUUUUUCAACCCGUGCUCAAAAUUCUAAGCAUCACCGGCAUGUACGGCUGUUUUUCGGAUCAAAAGAAAAAUACCCCCGAAGAAGAAUUGAUAAACAAGCGCAGAAUGUUACUUGGCAAAGCGUUAAACAUGUGCCUUUGGGCAUAUUUUGGUAGAUGUUUCCUGCUCAUGUUUACUUUCAUCCCGGGUUUCUACCAUUACGUUAAGAUAGGAUGGAUAGCGGAAAGGUUUAUGUAUCACCGAAAGCCUGCUCUAUCCCCGCUAGUUAUUGUUGCCUCCUAUUUCUUUCGUUGCGCCACUAUUUCGGGAAUGUUUAACAAGCCCUCUAAACCAUCAAAAACGCGAAAAUCUCUAGCAGUUCUUUGGGAAGAAGUCAAAGCCACUACUGCGGAACACAGGCAAACAGAAUUCGAUUUGAGUCACAUGGAACGUGCUCUGGCUUUUGGGGUAUAUCCAUUCAUGAUCUUUGCUUCUAUGGCAUUCACCUUACCAUACGCCUAUACUUGCUAUUCUCACUUGGCCGAGAAAUACGGUUUUGCCUUGGCUAUGCUCUCGACCUUACCUAUGCUAGGAGUUCAUUUCAUUUCUUACGGAAUUUGGCUAUCCAGCGUGCUAUGCUUCGUGGUCAUCAGUACAUCUCUGACCAAAAGAUUCGUAGAGGUGACGCGGGAUCUGAUCAGAAUGCAACAAAGUCCCGAACCUGGAGUCACCGGUGAUUUGGAUGGAGUCCAACUGAAGCACCACAAAAUGUGCAACGUGGUCCAAGCAGCGGACAGACUGUUCCAGAGCUAUUUAUUUUGCAGUUAUGUCAUGUUCAUUCCGGAAACUUGCUAUGGCCUUUUCCAAUUGAUAUUUAUCACUCGAGGAGCCACCUAUCAGUUGUAUCUGGGUUGGAUGGUGGCAGUAGGUUUGGCUACGUUUCUUAGCCUUUCUCUAACUGCAGCUUCGGUUUCUGGUGCGGCUCACAGCUGUCAAGGUCCUAUUCGGGGAUUAUCAGUCAAAGACUUAACUUUAGAUCAACAUGUUAAGAUCACUAUGUUUCUGGAAAGGUUGAGCGGACCUACCAUUGGUCUGAGUUGUCUGGAUUUAUUUGUAGUGACAAAAGGCGUAGUUUUGAGCGUGGCUUCUGCUGUUGUGACCUACUUCUUGAUUUUCGUUCAAUUCAACUCUGAUGACAGCAAAUAAACAGGAUCAUUCCUCCAUUGAUUCAUUCAGUUAUAAGGAAAUAUAUUGCACCACUCACACCUAUUUUGAUGUCUGAAGGAUAUCAUUUUGACCUGAUUUAAAUUCACAGAGUAGAAUUAAAUUGAUAAAAGAAUCUAUCUAAAUACUAAAUUUUAAAAAUUUAAUGGGUUUCUUAAGUUUUUACUAUGAUUUCUAUAGUGAAAACUCAAGCAAUCCACUAGUUGGUCAGAUGACUAAGGCAGUUAAGGCAUUGUCCUGUCACUCUGGAAACCUGGAAUCAGAUUCAGGUAAACACCACGAAUUUUUCGUGGAUGGUCUGUCCUAAAUAUGUCAAGCCCUUCCCUUAGAGAAUGGGGCAUCCUCUUCAUUAUGGGUCUGGCUGAACCCACUAUGGGUAUGAAGCAAGGGCAAAAGCCCUAGUGCCUACAGAGCAGUGUGCUAAAAGAAAGAAAAAAAAAAUUAGUUCUAUAAUGAGAAACAAAGCAAACCAUUAAGUCCAUAAUGAAGCUGAUAGUGAUAAAAUUGAUGACUUUGUAGGAUCUGAGUUCAAGUCCUAUUCUGAGCUUAUAAUUUAUUAUAUAAUAUGGGUUGGGUGUCUUUCCUAUCCUUUACCAAUGCUGGAUGAUUCCACUGUGGGUCUGACCUGCCCGUAGAGAGAAAAAUUGUAGCCCCAGCUAAAUUAGUAUGAUACAAACAAAUUCAUAACAAUUACAAAGCUAAAGCACUUGGUCUAUUUCAUUAAAAAUCUUGGGUAUUAUAAAUGUAAAAUUUAGGCCAAAUAUAUCUUUCUUCACCAUGGAAUUUCUCACAAAUAAUAGAUUUAUAUACAUGAUCUAAUAUAAAUUCAGGCAUGAAAAGUACUUUGAAUUCUUGGCAUGACUUUCUGUUUAAAGAUAAGUAAAGUUAAUUUUUCAGUUAAUUAAACUUU